This is a messenger RNA of Erigeron canadensis, 1796 nucleotides long. RefSeq lists its product as uncharacterized. Bases 453 to 1556 code for a protein of 367 amino acids. The record is from RefSeq and is a predicted model, not a curated record. The transcript has 4 exons. Lineage: Eukaryota; Viridiplantae; Streptophyta; Magnoliopsida; Asterales; Asteraceae. Gene Ontology annotation, biological process: regulation of asymmetric cell division.
CUCCUCCUCCUCCUACUAAUUUUAGAAGCUCCACUUUUUCCCCCACAUCUUCUGACUCUUUCUUCUUUUACCUCUGUUUUGUUUUUUCAUUUUUAUCACUUUUCCGGCUAAACCUACGGCAAUUGUUACUGACUUUUUUGUCCACCUGUCCCCUCCUUGUUUCUUCCUUCAAACAUAUAAGGUUAAACACUCUCUGCAAUUUCACCUUCACUUCUGUUGUUGUCAAUUACAAAACAUAUCACUCACACCAAACACAAACAUAUAUACAUAUAUAUAUAUAUAUGUUUAUAUGUCCUCUAUAUGUCUAUAUAUAUAUAUACACACAGAAACAGAGAUAUAAAUGAUUAUAAAUAAAACACUGUACAAGAUCAUGAAACCGUUACCACUACAAAGCUAGCCUAAACUGAACGAUCUCCCCCAAAAACUUCCCAAUCGAAGAUCUGAAGGCAACCAUGAAAGAAAGUCCUACAAGAUAUGUAAAUCCAUUCUUGUCCGAUGAAGAGAAUGAAAAAGUCAACUUAUGGAACGAUGCAAAAGUCAACUUCGCUACUACGAUUGAAGAUGAGAAGUUGGGGAAGUCUUUAGCACCACAUCCUAAUGUUCCUUUAGAUUACAUUGAUAAAGAUGUCACAGAAUGCAAACUGCCUGAGUUGAUAGCAUGUUAUGAUGACAGUGUUUUCCAUGUUGUUAAGGAUAUCUGUGUGGAUGAAGGCCUAUCUCAAGAGAAAAAGAUUGAAAUUGACAAUGAACUUCAUAAGUUUUCAUCAGAUCACGUUAUCGUUAAUGGAUAUAAAGAUGAUGCAAUGAUUGCUGAUCCUGAAGCCCAGUUUUCAAAAGAUGAACAACAGUUGAUACAAUCACCAUUGGAAGAUUGUUAUAAGAACACACAUAUAAUCUCUGUAGAGGAAGCUGUUAAGCUACCUUCUGACUAUGCCUCUGAUGAUUUGAAGUUAUUAGUAGAAUCUAAUACUAUCCAGAGCAGUGAAAUUUGUGGUCGAGAUACAUCAAUGCAGACCGAUGGAGCAGAAAUGGAUCCAAGUCCCAAUUCACUAAAAAAACAAGAUAAAGUACUCAAAACUGACAAAAUCAUGGACCCAUCCAGCAAUGAUGUUGAUCUAAAGCUUUCUGAGGUACAAAGUGCUGGUUCUGAAGGUAAUAUAUUAAAUAAACUCAAGAUGGAGGAAAACGCAGAUUCAAGUGUUGACAAUGUGAAACCAGAAACCACUUUUGGUCCCCGUGAAUCUACGAUAGAUGUACAAACUACGCCUAACCAUGACAUGGCUCCAGAUAACAUUGCAGCAGUGAAUCAGCUACAACGUGGUGGUGGCGAGUCGAGUUUCUCCGUGGCGGAUCCAGUUUCUGGACUGAUAACAUACUCUGGUCCUAUAACAUCUGCUGGUAGCAUAUCUCAUCGAUCAGAUGCUAGCAACACUAGUGUCAGAUCCUUUGCCUUUCCCAUACUUCAAAAUGAAUGGAACAGUAGUCCUGUAAGAAUGGCGAAAGUGGACCAGAGACGAAAAGGAUGGCGGCAGGCAUUAAUGUGUUGUGGAUUCUAAAUGCCUUUUGCCUUGGCCUUUCUUUUAUAGGUUCUGAGCUCACUACACACGAGUGAAAGGUUUAGAGUAGUUUCAGUAAAUAUAUACACUAUCGAUAUCGAUCAAUGUAGUUUUAGGCAUCUUGUGGUUUUCCGUUUGGUUAGGUCUUGAGUUGUGGUUGGUAAAAGAUCAUAUUUACAUUCCCGGUUACAGUUUACCUACUUGUGCGAGGUACCAAGAAGCUGGCAUUUAUAUAUAUAU